UCCCCACUCAGACCCUCCUCCUCCUCACAUUGGCUGAACUGUCAGUACAGCAGCACUGCAGAUAGUCAAGCUCCUCAUUUGUUACAGUCAAUUUAAAAUCAAUUUCAUUCAAAAAGUCAGGUGAAUUUUUUUUUCUGUGUUUACAGGAGAUGUGUGAUUGAUGUUCCAGCGAAGCCUUGGAAACAACUGAAUGAGCUAGUGGAUUACUUUAGUGCAGUUUACAACAACAAAAUAUUUCGGCUUGUGAGAUUUUCUGUGGAUUAAUCAGUGCUGGAUUUUUCUGUUCUGUACUGCCUGGAAGUGGAGAUAUAGCCAGGGAUAACUGGUUACUAUUGAAGUGUAUGUAGUAAGGCAAUAUUAGGAACAGUUCUGCUGUUUGAACUACACAGAUCACAGAAGAUUGUGGAGGUGAACUCCGAGGGUUUAAAGUUUACUCUCCGAUCAUGCUGUUCCAGGGAUUAAAAUAACUUUGAAAAGUUGUGAGGUUACAAACCCAUCACCAUGGGAACAACAGCACGAGACCUCCUGGACUUCCUGGAGGAUGCGGAGCUAUCCCAGUACUACUGCGCCCUGUCCUCAGAGCUCAAGAUCUCAACAAUUCUUCAGCUCAAGUAUGUAGAGGAGGAUGACCUUUUCGGGAUCGGAAUGACAAAACCGGAGAUGAGGCGUCUCAAACGACACUACAAAAAGGAAUGUCCACAGGGCGCUCUAGGCAGACUAAAAAAGGCAAUUCUGUCCAAGACUGGUGGUGAUGGCCUUGGAAGAUCACUAAGUCCAUCCCCGCCGGAAAAUCGGCCAAACAGGUCCUCGUCCCGGCUAUCCUCGUACAUCAGACCCCCCAGCAAACAGAUCAUCCCCGCAGACUCCAUCACAAUCAACAAAACUCUUGGAGAAGGGGAGUUUGGUGUGGUACAGCAAGGAGUUUGGACGACAGAGACUGGUGAAAAAGUUCAGGUAGCCAUCAAGUGUCUGAGCAAGGAGCGGCUACAAAAUGGAACAACAGAGUUCCUCAAGGAGGCUGGUAUUAUGCAGACCAUCGACCAUGAGAACAUCGUCCGUAUGUUUGGAGUCGUUCUUGACAAGGAAAACACCAUGAUGCUGGUGACAGAGUUAGCUCCCAUGCGGUCGUUGCUGGAGUGUUUGAAGGAACAGGCCUUGAGAUUGGACUUCCCCCUGCCUCGCCUCUGUGACUUCGCCCAGCAGAUAUGUGAUGGUAUGACCUACUUGGAGAAUAAGCGACUUAUCCACAGAGACCUAGCCGUCAGAAACAUCCUCGUCUUCAGUAAAAACAAGGUCAAAAUCAGUGACUUUGGUUUGUCCCGGGCACUAGGUGUGGGCAAAGAUUACUACCAAAGUAACUUCAGUAUCAACCUUAAACUACCUAUAGCAUGGUGUGCUCCAGAGUGUAUCAACUAUCUCAAGUUUACAUCAGCUAGCGAUGUUUGGGCAUUUGGUGUUACGAUGUGGGAACUCUUCAGCUACGGCCUCCAGCCCUGGGCUAGUAUGACUGGCCAACAGAUCCUUGAAGCUAUUGACACGCCAAGUGGUCAAAGACUUGACCGACCGGACCUCUGUCCGAAGGAAUACUAUGACCUUAUGUGUAAAUGUUGGGACCAUGAUUCCGCCAAGCGGCCAACGUUCAGUGAUAUUUUUACACAAUUACAAUUUAUGCGACCAGUCCAGAUGAAAGCCUUGAAAGAUUUCCCAGAAGUCACUGUGCCAAGGGACUUCCUGUACUACAAAGCUUCUGAUAUAAUUUAUGUUAUUGAUAAAAAUCCAUCAAAUGCACCUUCCUUUGGUCUCUGUCGGGGAGUCCUAAAUAAUGGUAAAGCUGGAUUCUUUGAUCCUGUCAACUGUACGCCAAUAGCGGAGACCAAACCGGACAGUCCCCUCACAUCACUACCCAAGCCAUCUAUCUCCAGGAAAGAAUCAAAACGGAGUUCAAGUAGAAAACUACGAGCUGAGAUGAUCAGUGGUCCUAAGAAUGACCUCCGUCACACCGGCCAUAUUGGUUAUGAUGGCGCGGUGUUCGGGGAUGUGUCGUUUAUCGGAGAUAACUACGACAAACUGCCGGUGAACGUUGGGGGUGCAGGUGCAAAUUCUCCUGUUAUAGGUGACAGGUUGUCAUCGUUUAGUCUUCACCGACAGAGCCAAGAUGGCGAACAUGCAGGUCUGUCACUCAAUGGUGGGACUAAUGGUGUUGGCACCAAUGGCCUCGGACACUCUUGGAUCAGCCAAGAGUCAAUAAAUAGCACCUUCAAGGAUGAGAUGGACAGCGACCGUACACCUCAUUAUCAGGAUAUAGAGGACGACUCACUCUUCGCAGACUUCAAGAUGCCUGAUAUGGGGUCAUCCUUCGAUUUUGGCGGCUCAUUUAUGGACGAGGUGUUGAAGGCCUUGAAUGAGAAGGAAGCCAAAUUAGAGGCAUCGUCUCCUUCAGACUCUACCCCUUCCCCUGAUUCACAAUUCCGCAACAGCUUCAAUGAUCGCAGUGGGUCGGUGUCGCCACCAUCUGUGAAGGAGUUUAAAUAUGCAACCCCACCACCACUGCCUGCACAACCUCCCAGAUCUGAGAUUAAGAAGGAACCCCCUAAACCAGAACCAAGGAAACAGGCAAAGGUGAAACCUAUGUCUGCUUCUGAGGAGAAAAUGAUGGACGAUGCAAUUGCUCUGGCUAACGAGUGUGCAGUUGUGUCAGCACAAAACCAGACGUCGGAGACACCCACCUCACCCACAGGGUACGGACCGGAGAGGAUGCGGUCAGACUCUGAGAGUGGGUCAGAGUCUCCGAAACUCAUCUCCAAAUUAAAGAACUCAUUUAAGAGAAGCCCCAAAAAUGAGCGUAAACGGACUUUUUCUGAAGAGAUUGCUCACAAAGGGGAGAUAACUGAGGAUGUUCCUCCAGAGGCCCAGGAAGCAUACAAUAUUCUAGUGGUGCGUGGUUCUGUGAAGGAGGACCAGAGAAAGGAGAGACCUAAAUACCCUGCCCCUGUGCCCGAGGCUAGACCAUCAUGGCAAUCUAGGUCAGAAUCCAAACCUUCCUGGCAAUCAUCAAAAUCAGUGGACACCAAACACUCUUGGGAAUCAUCAAGAACUGCCUCAGAAUCCAAACCUUCUUGGGAAACAUCUCGGACUACUUCUGAAUCUAAACCCUUGUGGGAGACCUCAAGGACCUCUACAGACUCCAGACCAUCAUGGGAAACAAAGAAGGAUGUCACAAAUAGCUUAAGAAGUAAUGUUCCACUAGCCAGCACAGAGGAAGUGGAAUUAUUUGUUGACCUUGAUCCCAUAGAAAAAGUGGAACCUUCACCUCCUCGUCCUGUUCCUAAACCUCGUGUGGAAAUUCCGAAAAAAUAUGAGCCACCCAUCCCGUCACCAAAACAGAGGCCUGAGAUUCAUCGUGUCGAUCCAGUGCCUCGCCCACAACAGCCUCCCCCUCGGAUCCCCAUGACCUCUGCUGCGGCUGACCUUCAGUGGGAACUCAACGAAAGUUUUGGGUCAAGUCACAGUGUGGCAUCAAACCAGAGUUUUGGCAAAGAGAGUUCUCGUAGUGGUGGCUCAGAUGUUCUUCGGAUACAGGAGGAUCGUGAUGAGGUGUCAGAGAGGACAUCAGUUCGUAGUUCUGACUAUAGUGACUCGGAUGAUCCAAAGCAACACAGUGAAGUGUUGCGGAUUGACCUACCAGACUCAACAGAGUAUAGCACGGACUCCUCUAGCACAAAAGAACUCCACAUUGAUGAGGCACCGAGAAGAGACUCCAGUUCUAAAUCUAGUAGUUUGUUUGAUGAGGAGUUUAGUGAACCUUCCCCUCGGGAAAUUAUGAGCAAGCUGGCCAGGGAGAGCCGUAUUCGGCGCUCACUGGACCACCAGCGUGGUGUUGUAGGAGACAUGGGCGAGCCUGCCCCUAAUAGGAAUUUACGUGAACCCCAAGGGAUCCCUGGUAAGAGUAUGCCUUCAAGUAAUGGUGAUGAUGAAGAAGUGGAUACAAACCCGUUGCGGAUGUUAAGGGGUGGAGCUAUUCCAAUUCGUGGAGGCCGGGCGGGACAAGGUAAUGCUCGACCCCCAAAUCGACCUCCCAAAUUACCAUAUAGAAAACCGCAGUUACACCAUUCUAUGAGUGUUGACUCUGGAAGCAACUAUGUGCAGCAUGUCAAUUAUUCUAGUUCAAUAUAUAACGGGGACGAAUCCCCAGAUAGUCGUGUAAAUGGAUCUAGACCCCCUGCUGUCCCACCUAGGUCCUACAGCAUAAGUGGUGACGGCGGAGGUCGCCAGAACGUAAAUCAAAACCCCCUUCCAUUGCCACCUAGGACCUCCGCGACACGAUCAGUGAUCCUAAAUGCACCUCGGGAGCGAAAGUACCCGCUCUUGCUGGACGACGCUGACGACUGCGGCAAUAACUCGGAAGGUCGCUUAUCAGCUCAGUCGUCCUCUGUUUUGUCACCGUCAUCAGCAGCUGCUGUCCGUGUAACCUCUACCUCCUCCUCCUCUACUGUUGCAUGGGCUCCCGCCGUCCCGGCCCGACAGGGACGACCUUCUGACCUUGGGCGACCUUCUGACCUCCCCCCUGCCCCACCUUUACCAGCCCCUUGUCAAAAUGUAGAUGAAACGAGUGAUGAUAGCUCGGACAGUGAUGACGAUAACUUAAAUGAUAGUGUAUUUGAAAAUGAUUCUAGCCCUGUGAUACAUCAAAAAAUUUCUAAUACUCCCAUGUGCCGAUCAGGCUCCUCAACAUUCCCUCGUGUGAAAUUCCGUCUCAAUAAUAAUGUUAAAUGUAAUUUGGAACAAAUAGGAUUUUAUAAUACCCAUGAUCCAUUUUGGGUCAAGUCUUUGAUCUUGGCAGGGGAGAGAUUUUCAGAUAGGGGAGGCUCGGAAGAAAUCUCGCCCAUCAUGCUUGCUAACUACAAAUCAUCUGAUGGCGUGAGCUACGAAGAUUUGCUUGAUUUUGCAUUAGAUAGGGAGAAGAAUUGCGAGGAAAUAGACACCAUGCAGAAAGUGUUUGGUAAUGAGGUGACGGUCCAGGACUGUAUGGUUGCCCUAGAAGAGACAAAGUGGGACGUCCAGCGUGCCAUCAAGUACGUGAAACUUAAACAGCUGCUCAGUGCACAGCUCGGCGAUGUCAACUUCUGUAAGGAGGCGCUGAUGACCUGUGACUGGGACGUCCAGCGUGCGGCCAACUUCAUGUUGUCCAGUCCACUCCCUAGUCCCGAGUGUGUAGAUGUCUAAUACUGGACAUCAUGGCUUCACCAGUCUGAUGCCGGUUUGUCCAGUUAUACCAGUAAACAAGGACACCAGUCGCAGACAACAACAGCAGCUGUUAUUUAUACAGUGUGAUAUUGCACUGUCCUGGCAUCGACAUUUUAAGGCCUGGCAAAAAGAUACUUGGAAAAAAAUCAACAAGGGGAUUUACUCUUUUUGUACUUACUGUGUUCCCUUGCAAUCCAGAAAAGAAAGACUAGCUAUAAUGAAAUGAGCUUUAACUUGGACAUGCAAGGGACAUAACUCUACAUGUGUGAUCCAGGAACUUUUGACUCUUGAUGAGAUUUCAGUUGUGUUCAUGUGUUCUAUUUAAAAGUGUUACAUUUAUCACACAAAAAUAAUCAUUGCAUCCACCAUCGAAUUAUAAAAUGUGAGAAGUGGAAUUUACUCUGAUUGACCAGUCCAUCUCUUGAUAACGUGUAUACUAUAUGUGGACAUGAGGAAUAAUAUAGUGCAGGUAGUCUGA
Mizuhopecten yessoensis (Yesso scallop) is the source of this 5722-nucleotide messenger RNA. Its product is annotated as tyrosine-protein kinase PR2-like. The coding region runs from base 502 to 5223 and encodes 1573 amino acids. NCBI's taxonomy places the organism in Eukaryota, Metazoa, Mollusca, Bivalvia, Pectinida, Pectinidae. The record is from RefSeq and is a predicted model, not a curated record. Gene Ontology annotation, molecular function: protein binding; protein tyrosine kinase activity; ATP binding. Gene Ontology annotation, biological process: protein phosphorylation. The transcript is spliced from 19 exons.